UUGACGUAAGUAGGCAUUGAAAAUCAGGCAGAGUGACGAAUGCAAUAGAAUUGAGAACGAGUGUGUAUGCGUUCAGACUGAAGUGAAGUGUCGGAUCACACAGCCACCAUCAUGGUGCGCAUUGCGCAGCAUUCUUGAACAAGGCUGUUACCUGGCUCCGACUUCACAGUAUUCUCCAGUCUAUCUGUUAUGGCUCCUGCUCCCACAACCACCGAACAGUCUUUCCGGGCCAACCUCUCGCAAUUUCGUUGGGCGCGUGGAGUUACGGAUGACUCCCAGCAAACACAGGCAUCACAGGCUAACAGCGGUGGCAACCCAUUCUCACGUUUCUACAACGCCAUUGGCGCGGGAGACUACAUUCCUCUUAGAUCGAGUGAGAGGUCGAAUGAAGAGGAGGCGUGGUUUGCUCUGUCGCGGUGGGAGCGGUUACUUGGAUUCGGAGGCUGUUUAGUUGGGGCUGCCGUAUGCUUCUUCGUCGCUUUCUUGACUCUGCCUUUCCUCGUACUUCCUGGCCGUCCGAGGAAGUUCGCACUGUCGUUCAGCCUAGGCAGCUUGCUUGUCAUGUUUGGAUUCUCGGUUCUUAUUGGACCCUUGAACCACCUGAAACACCUUGUCACCGCUGAGCGCUUGCCCUUCACCCUCGUCUAUUUCUCCAGUCUUGGGUUAACCCUUUACUUUGCCCUUGGUCCACAGUCAUAUGUCGGUUCGUUCGUGGCAUCUGUCGUACAAGUCUUCGCACUUGUAUCAUAUGUGUUAGCGUAUUUCCCUGGAGGCUCGGCGACAUUGAGACUGGCAGGCUCGACUGCUAUCCGUGGCGCAUCUAGCCUGUUGCCCCGGUGAAGAGCUCACGAGAGCCUGAUUAACCAUCGUCUUCCACUCAGUCAUACCAUGUAUACUUAUUUCAAAGUCUUCCAAUCAUCUCCACAUUCCCCGAAGGGUGAAUCCAGAA
Mycena citricolor is the source of this 949-nucleotide messenger RNA. The record is from the annotation of a GenBank genome assembly. NCBI's taxonomy places the organism in Eukaryota, Fungi, Basidiomycota, Agaricomycetes, Agaricales, Mycenaceae.